AUGAUACAUCCGUUACAUUCAACUUUACCAUGUGAUGAGGGGUGGGUCUACGAUGAUAGUCAAUAUAUAUCAACUGUAGUCACUGAUUUCGACCUUGUUUGCGAGAGGGAUGAUCUGAAUGAGAUUGCUCAAACCGUUUUCUAUGCUGGUUACCUCGUUGGAUCUCUAGUAUUUGGCGCUCUAUCCGAUGGGAUAGGACGAUGGUGGACGUUAGCUCUAUGCACAGCACUAAGGACGGUCAGCAGUGUGGCGUUGGCCUUUGCCCCGAACUGGUGGAUUUUCAUUAUACUUCGAUUCUUUCAAGGAAUGGCUCUUAUAUCAUGUUAUAUUAUCCUAUUCGUCAUAGGAACGGAAUAUGUUGGGCCAUCCAAACGGAAUAUCGCAGGAAUUUUGAUGUGCAUCCCGUACUCACUCGGUUAUAUGUUCCUAGCUCUCGUGGCUUACUUUGUAAGGGACUGGAGAACACUUCAACUUGUUGUCUCUGUUCCUCUUUCAUGCCUCGUCGCUCUCAUGAUAGUACUACCAGAAUCUGCUCGUUGGUUGAUAUCGAACGGAAAAUAUGACCACGCCAAGAAAAUUGUGAUGAAAAUUGCAAAAGUCAAUAAGAAGACCGCUCCAGAUCCCCUAUUUACAGAAGAAUUCAAAAUGGAACAGAAUGCUGCCCGCAAGGAAUCAAAACUAAGAGCUAUCGAUUUAUUUCGUACUCGCAAAGUCUGCUUCCGAACCUUGAAUAUGGUGUACAAUUGGAUGGCUCACAGUUUGAUAUAUACGGGCCUCUCACUAAACACUUCAAACCUCGGUGCCAAUGAUUACGCGGCCUUCGCCGUCGCAGGCGCGGUCGAGAUUCCAGCUUAUAUCAUCGCAAUGUUUACAGUGGAGUAUUUUGGGAGGAGACCAAGCCUUAUUGUAUUGGUACUGUUAGGAGGUGUGUCAUGUUUAUGCACAGCGCUCGUUCCUGCUGGCCUGUGGUUGACAACCAUUGCAAUGAUUGGUAAAUUCGGAAUAUCAGGAUCAUUUGGUAUAGUCUACCUGUACACGGCAGAGCUUUAUCCUACUAACAUCAGAACGAUCGCUGUUGGGACGUGCUCCAUGUUCUCUCGAGUAGCGACCAUGUUAGCGCCUUUCAUACUGACACUAGACAAACUAUGGGCUCCUUUGCCGCUUGUAAUCUUCGGCUCUCUGGCUGUUAUUGCUGGAUUUCUUGCAUUCUUUCUCCCUGAAACACGAGGAUUUGCACUUCCUGAAACAAGACUAGAAGGAGAAGACAUCGGACAUCAUACUCAUACCAGACUCUAAAUUCUAUGAUGAAAGGCCAAUAUGACAAUUCAUGGCGACCGUUUAAUAUAAUUCAUAUUCAUAUUCAUAUUCAUAUUCAUAUUCAUAUAAUGAUAUGAUAUGUGGUCUGAUGGACUAUAAUGGGGCAGGCAGGCCCAACUAACUGGGCCUAUUAACAAAUAUUCAAAUUAAGAAACAAGUAUCACAUAUUGCAGCGUCGGGGGGGGGGGGGCAGUUUGGUGAUUUAUGUUUCGCCGUUAGCUCAGUGUGGUGGCUUAUGUUCUCUACGUAUUUGAUAAUGAAUAACACACACAAAAUGUGUUGCAGCGCAUUACAUAAUACAUUUCUAUGCAUUUUACAUUAGAAACAAUAAUAAUCCAUAUUUAAGAAAUACAUUUAUACUUACGGAAAAUACAUGACAUUAAUUCUACAGUACCAUGGUAUCUUGGAUCUUGGAUCUUGGAUCUUGGAUUGGAUUCCUCCGGAACAUUCCACUAGGGAAUUUUAACUGGAGGUGUGGCUUUGAGUGGUCAGUUACUUUUGGCUUGUGGGUUUUAAAAAAAUGAACAGCUCUGCUUUGAAUGCAGAGGUAGUUUUGGCAGAAAUUACUGAAGACGGUAGGUUGUUCCAUUCCUUC
Messenger RNA from Strongylocentrotus purpuratus (purple sea urchin), 1912 nucleotides. Its product is annotated as organic cation transporter protein. The record is from RefSeq and is a predicted model, not a curated record. NCBI's taxonomy places the organism in Eukaryota, Metazoa, Echinodermata, Echinoidea, Camarodonta, Strongylocentrotidae. The coding region runs from base 1 to 1296 and encodes 431 amino acids. Gene Ontology annotation, biological process: transmembrane transport. The transcript has 10 exons. Gene Ontology annotation, molecular function: transmembrane transporter activity. Gene Ontology annotation, cellular component: membrane.